GCUUGGGAGAUUGUUACUAUGAGUGUGCAGUUCGGCCACUCAGUUGCUCGAUGGUGCCCCACACCUUGAAUGCACCUACAUUGAUUUCUAAGAGGUUACGGGAUGCAGCUAUAGCCUGGUAGCACACCGUUGCUGGCAUUUAUUGAUAGGCCACCGGUCAUUCUAGCCAUUCGACCUGAAAAGCUCAUUCACCCGAGUUGCCCGAUCAGAGAAUAUAGUUUUGGAUGACGAUACGACAUCGAGUCGCAACACUUCGAACUGUAAUCUCAGAACACCCAGUAUGGCUGAGUCUUCAUUUCUUCAGUUAGCUUCAUCGUCUUGUUGGAUUAUCUCAUGGCUCGCCCUUAGCAUGAGUCUUGUGAUGCUCAAUAAGUUGAUAAUGAGCGAUCUCAAUUUCAACUAUCCUGCCUUCCUGGCGACCAGCCAUUUGGUCUUCAAUACAUUAUGCACACAGCUGUUAGCACUCCCGACAUCAUUCUUGAAGAAUGACCCAUGGACGAAUGUCGAUAGGGCUGCCUUCUACAAGGCUCUUGUGCCUAUAGCAGUAUUGAUGAAUUUCAGUAUUAUUUGUGGUAAUGCUGCUUAUGUUCAUCUCAGCGUUGCCUUGAUCCAGAUGCUCAAGGCUUUGUCCCCCGUAGCAGUGUAUGUAAUCUCUUGUCUACUGGGAUUGACGGAAGUCACAGGACGCAAGUGCAUAGAUGUCUGCGUCAUCUCAGGUGGUGUCAUGUUAUCGUCACUGGGCUGGACCGAAGAAACAUCCAUGAGCAUCAUAUUGCAACUCAGUGCCAUCAUUGCCGACGCUGUUCGGCUGGCUAUGACACAAAAGGUUCUCAGCUCAUGUGAGUUGAAUGUGGAGCCACUCGCUUUACUGCACCACCUGGCUCCAAUAUGUUCCCUGACCGGACUGGUGCUCACAAUCGGGUUGGAAACUCCAACUAUUCCUGAAGUGCUGGGAAUAUGGCAUUUCGGUAUCGGAAGUUGCAUCUUGUCAUUUUGUCUGAACAUUGCAGGGUUCUCAGUGGUCAAGAAAACGUCGUCUCUAACAUUGAGCAUUUGUGGCAUAUUGAAAGAUUUGAUCCUGAUUGGACUCUCAAUCGCUAUUUGGCAUGACGCCGUCACAGCGCUACAAUUAAUUGGGUAUGGUCUCGCAUUGGUAGGGAUAUUGCAUUAUCGUCAUCACACUGAGCAAUAACUCCUUCAAUCACACACUUGAGGCGUCUUUAUGAGCAUCCUGAGACGUCGGUGGCAGACGUUGAGUUGUAUCACAUCUUAGACACCAGCACAUAUUGCCCGUGGAGCAAAAGUGAGCCACAUGACGGAUUUGUUGGCGUCAGAAUACCUAUGCGAACAUGAAGCAAUGGCGACCAAAAAUGAUGUCA
Molecule: messenger RNA, 1379 nt
Organism: Pseudomassariella vexata
Lineage: Eukaryota; Fungi; Ascomycota; Sordariomycetes; Amphisphaeriales; Pseudomassariaceae
Product: triose-phosphate transporter family-domain-containing protein
Exons: 5
Coding region: 281-1192 (303 amino acids)
Cellular component (GO): trans-Golgi network; Golgi apparatus; endosome
Molecular function (GO): antiporter activity
Source: RefSeq, a predicted model, not a curated record